This is a messenger RNA of Gracilinanus agilis (Agile Gracile Mouse Opossum), 1290 nucleotides long. RefSeq names its product Wnt family member 9A (gene WNT9A). The transcript is spliced from 6 exons. Gene Ontology annotation, cellular component: extracellular region. The coding region runs from base 1 to 1290 and encodes 429 amino acids. NCBI's taxonomy places the organism in Eukaryota, Metazoa, Chordata, Mammalia, Didelphimorphia, Didelphidae. The record is from RefSeq and is a predicted model, not a curated record. Gene Ontology annotation, molecular function: cytokine activity; frizzled binding. Gene Ontology annotation, biological process: canonical Wnt signaling pathway; cell fate commitment; neuron differentiation.
AUGGUACCAGUCUCCACCAUCGGAGAUCUAACAGUUCAAAUCGAUCUGGUCCCCGGGAAGCGCCAGUCGGGUCUGUUGGGGAUGGAAGGCGAGGCCGUGUUCCCUCGCCCUCCUACCACAGAAGGAGUCCUUCGGAGGCACCUGUCCUCCUCUCUCCCAACGCCUCCUAUCUGCCUCCAUCGGGAAUCAGAUAGCACAGGGAGGCUUGCCUGUACCUACAGCCCUGGAGGGGAUUGCAGUUCCUACUUUGAUGGAAACCUGAGUCUCCUCUUGAUCCAGAUGCUGACAGGCAGUGAGCCCUUGACCAUCCUCCCACUGACGACAGAAAUGGAGGAGGCUGCCACAAAGGCCCACUACAAGGUGUGUGACCGGCUCAAGCUAGAGAAGAAGCAGAGACGCAUGUGCCGGAGGGAUCCAGGUGUGGCCGAGACACUUAUGGAAGCCAUUAGCAUGAGUGCCCUCGAAUGCCAGUACCAGUUCCGAUUUGAGCGCUGGAACUGUACUCUCGAGGGUCGAUAUCGGGCCAGCCUGCUGAAGAGAGGCUUCAAGGAGACUGCCUUCCUCUACGCCAUCUCCUCAGCUGGCCUGACCCAUGCCCUGGCUAAAGCGUGCAGCGCCGGGCGCCUGGAGCGCUGCACCUGUGACGAGGCGCCGGACCUGGAGAAUCGGGAGGCCUGGCAGUGGGGAGGCUGUGGGGACAACCUCAAGUAUAGCAACAAGUUUGUCAAAGAGUUCCUGGGGAAGAAAUCCAGCAAGGACCUGCGUGCCCGCGUGGACUUCCACAACAAUCUUGUGGGGAUGAAGGUGAUCAAGGCUGGUGUAGAGACCACCUGCAAAUGCCACGGGGUUUCUGGCUCCUGCACUGUCCGCACCUGCUGGCGCCAGCUCUCACCAUUCCACGAAGUGGGCAAACAGCUGAAGCAGAAAUACGAAGCUUCCCUUAAGGUGGGCAGCACCACCAACGAGGCCACAGGUGAGGCUGGAGACAUCCCACCUCCGAGAAGGGCUCUGGGCUCCUCUGGGACGAGCACUGACCCUCUGCCACGCACCCCAGACCUGGUCCACUUGGAUGACUCCCCCAGCUUCUGCCUGGCGAGCCGGUUCUCUCCGGGCACAGCUGGCCGGAAGUGCUACAAGGACAAGAACUGUGAGAGCAUGUGCUGUGGGCGUGGGCACAACACGCAGAGCCGGGUGGUGACUCGGCCCUGCCAGUGCCAGGUGCGCUGGUGCUGCUACGUUGAGUGUAAACAAUGCACCCAGAGGGAGGAGGUCUAUACCUGCAAAGACUGA